Messenger RNA from Fundulus heteroclitus (mummichog), 5672 nucleotides. RefSeq names its product catenin (cadherin-associated protein), delta 2b (gene ctnnd2b). Lineage: Eukaryota; Metazoa; Chordata; Actinopteri; Cyprinodontiformes; Fundulidae. The transcript is spliced from 25 exons. Bases 313 to 4044 code for a protein of 1243 amino acids. Gene Ontology annotation, cellular component: plasma membrane; nucleus; adherens junction. The record is from RefSeq and is a predicted model, not a curated record. Gene Ontology annotation, biological process: cell-cell junction assembly; dendritic spine morphogenesis; cell-cell adhesion. Gene Ontology annotation, molecular function: cadherin binding.
GAGAGAGAGCACCUCUGCCGCUCUCCUUGCCUCCUCUCCUGUGCGCAGUGCUCCGGCCCGACCGCUCCUACCUUCCCUCCUCCUUUCCUCCCCACAGCUGGUUCUUUUUCCACUCUCCCUCUCUUUCUGAUGCUGCCUCUGCUUCGCUCACGCCACCGAGCCGGAGGAAACCCUUGGCAGGGCUGGAAUGACUGACUACCUGUUUUGCAUGGUCUGAAUUUCGGAGGGGGAUUCUUCGCGUCGGAAAGGAGGAGAGUCGAGAAGGAAGAAGGGAGGCUCUCCAUCCCCCGGGGGAUUUUAUCUUACAGAGGAAUGCCAGUGCCUGAGGUGGCGUCUGACAGUGCCAGCGCUGCCGCCAUGUUGAGCCCCGUCCUCAAUGCCUCCAACGGAGACGGCUCGGAGUCUGAAACCACCUCCGCCAUCCUCGCCUCCGUCAAGGAACAGGAGCUGCAGUUCGAACGCCUGACCAGGGAGCUGGAAGCCGAACGACAGAUUGUUGCCAGUCAGCUGGAGAGAUGCAAGCUCGGCUCUGAGACUGGAAGCAUGACUAGCAUCAGCUCAGCAGACGAGAAGUUUCGCUGGAACAACCAAGACGGACAGAAGGACAUAGAGGAGGAGCUGACGACUGGCUUGGAGCUUGUGGACUCGUGCAUUAGAUCACUUCAAGAGUCAGGCAUCUUGGACUCGCAGGACGCUUCUACAGGAGACAGUAAGAUGAAUGGACAAGGACUGCUCUCUCAAAGCGCUUUGCAGCUCAAUAGCCAGGAUGCCUAUGCAGCCGCCGGUUACCAUAGCAACCAAGGGCUGACACUUGGGGAAACGGUGGCAGCCCGCGGCGGACAGGUCGGAGGAGCCGUUCACAGCUACAACCAGGUGACAUCCAGCCGUGCAGCCGUCCAGCUGGUGGGCACAGACUCUCCGUCGCAGUCCCAGAGAGACUCGUUCGCCCAGCAGGUCCUCGGCAGCGCCUUACACAUGUCCACCGAGGGCGGACCUGCGCCCGCCGGGCCGUCCAUGUAUUACUCCUGUGCCACUUUGCCUGCUCAGCGUGUCAGCUCCCCCCUGCAGGUGGUGGGCUCCCCCACCAAGCUGCAGCGGCUGGGUUCAGCCUCCGCCGACAUGCCCAGCUACGCCACGCUGCAGAGAGUGUCUUCUCCCAAACAGUCGCCGAGUCGACUCGCAAAAUCCUACAGCACUUCAUCGCCCAUCAAUAUGGUCGCAUCGGGUGCCGCCGGCUCCUCCUCCCCGCUCCCCAUGGCCACCUCCCCCGGUGGAAACCACACCUCAUCGCCCAUCCACCAGCUCAGCUCCGCCGUGGGAAGCUACGCCACGCUGUCACCCACCAAGCGCAUGCUGCAUCACAUCGGAGCGGACAGCUACAAGAUUUCUCACGAGCUUUACGCCAACGCAACCCUGCAAAGGCCUGGGAGCCUGGCAGGUAGAGGCUCCAGGGGCUCCUACAGCAGCCAGCACAGUCACCUGGGCUCUGAACUGCGGCCCCUUCAGUCUCCUGAGCACCACAUCGAUCCUAUCUACGAGGACAGAGUCUACACCAAACCCAACCUGAGAGGACAAGUGGUGAACCAGCUGUACCAAGAUGUCCUCAACUAUCUGUUUUAUCCUUACGCUCCUCUUCCAACUCUAGCCCCAUCCUCCCCUGGUGUUGACCCAAUCCCCUUGCAGCGAACGGGAAGCCAGAGCGCCGCCGGCACCUUCCAGAGAGGCAGCUUCGCCACAGGAGGCGGGGCGGCCGACUACGCCAAUCCGUACCGCACUCUGCAGUUCUGUCCAUCCACCGAGUCCCCUUACAGCAAGUCGGGCCCGGCCCUCCCCCCUGAAGCUGCUCUGGGCAGGUCUCCAUCUGUGGACAGCAUCCAAAAGGAUCCGAGGUACGACCCUGAAUUCCUUGUGUGGAAUCAAAAUCAAGCCGAGCAAAGAAUGACAAAGGAGUUUGGCUGGAGGGAUCCGGAGCUGCCAGAGGUGAUCCAGAUGUUGCAGCAUCAGUUUCCAUCAGUCCAGUCUAAUGCAGCAGCCUACCUUCAGCACCUCUGCUUUGGAGACAACAAGAUCAAAUCUGAGAUUCGUCGACAGGGUGGAAUCCAGCUGCUGGUUGACCUGUUGGACCACCGGAUGACAGAUGUUCACCGCAGUGCCUGCGGAGCGCUGAGGAACCUGGUGUACGGCAAGGCCAAUGACGACAACAAGAUCGCCCUGAAGAACUGUGGAGGCAUACCCGCUCUGGUCCGACUGCUGCGGAAGACCACCGACCUGGAGAUCCGAGAGCUGCUCACAGGGGUUUUGUGGAACCUGUCGUCAUGCGACGCCCUGAAGAUGCCCAUCAUCCAGGAUGCUCUGGCGGUGCUGACUAACGCCGUGAUCAUCCCACACUCAGGCUGGGACACGUCUCCCCACACCCAGGAGGACCGCAAGCUUCACCUGCACUCCUCCCAGGUCCUCCGCAACGCCACAGGCUGCCUCCGGAACGUGAGCUCUGCCGGGGAGGAGGCGCGGAGGAGGAUGAGGGAGUGUGAGGGCCUUACGGAUGCCCUGCUGUACGUCAUCCAGACCGCUCUGGGGAGCAGUGAGAUAGACAGCAAGACCGUGGAGAACUGCGUGUGCAUCCUGAGGAACUUGUCGUACCGUCUGGCCGCAGAGACGUCGCACAGCCAGCAGGGCGGCUCGGAGGAGCUGGACGGCUUGUUGUGCGACACCGGUGGCAAGGAUGCGGAGAGUUCUGGGUGUUGGGGGAAGAAGAAGAAGAAAAAGAAGGGACAUGACCAGUGGGACGGCGUCGGCCCCUUCCCAGACUUGGCUGAGCCUCCGAAAGGCAUCCAGAUGUUGUGGCACCCCACCAUCGUCAAGCCCUACCUCACCCUGCUGUCUGAGUGCUCCAACCCAGACACCCUGGAGGGAGCAGCUGGGGCUCUGCAGAACCUAGCCGCCGGCAGCUGGAAGUGGUCCGUCUACAUCCGAGCUGCAGUGCGCAAGGAGAAAGGCCUACCUAUCCUGGUGGAGUUGCUGAGGAUAGACAACGACCGGGUGGUCUGCGCCGUGGCCACUGCCUUGAGGAACAUGGCUCUGGACAUACGAAACAAGGAACUUAUCGGCAAAUACGCCAUGAGGGACUUGGUGCAUCGUUUACCUGGAGGCAGCAACAACAACAACACCAGCAGCGGAGGAGGAAGCACCAACAGCAGCGUCCUGGCGGGGAAGACCAUGUCCGACGACACCAUCACUGCCAUCUGCUGUGCGCUGCACGAGGUCAUCACAAAGAACAUGGAGAACACCAAAGCCCUGAGGGACGCCGGCGGCAUCGAAAAGCUCAUCGGUAUUGCCCGCAGCAAGGGAGACAAAAUUCCCAGACAUAGUCCCAAAGUGGUGAAAGCAGCAUCGCAAGUCCUCAGCAGCAUGUGGCAGUACAGAGACCUCCGCAGUCUUUACAAAAAGGACGGCUACUCGCAGUACCAUUUUGUGGGCUCCUCCUCCACAAUAGAGCGAGACAGACAGCGACCUUAUUCCUCCUCUCGCACUCCUUCCAUCUCUCCGGUGCGGACAUCCCCGAACAAUCGAUCAGCGAGUGCUCCCGCAUCCCCCAGAGAGAUGAUGGCGUUGAAGGAGAGGAAGGCAGACUACGAGUCGACUGGCAAUGCCAGUUUCCAUGGGAACAAGGGCGAGCACACAUCCCGGAAGGACGCCAUGACGGGUCAGAUCUCGGGUGGAUCUUCAACACUGCACAGAGGAGCCUAUGUGUCUCCCACUGACGAUUUAAAGUAUAAUCAGGUCUCUUCUCAAGGCUUACCGUCGGAGCCCUACCCCCCCUUCCAGAACCCCCCUCCGCCUGACAACGGCAACUACGAGGAUCAGGCCUUCUAUGACAGCCAGGUUCACGCCGGAGGUCGCCCCCCGCAGGGUGAACUCAACAUGCACCUACAGGGACUAAAGUCCACCGGCAACUAUGUAGACUUCUACUCAGCCUCCCGACCCUACAGCGAGCUCAACUACGAGACCAGCCACUAUCCAGCCUCACCAGACUCUUGGGUCUGAAGGGACACAAUGAUGGAGCAGGAGGAGGAGGAGGAGGACAGGAUGAAUAAUGGGGAUGGCUAAAGUUUGGAGUUAGAGCUGAGCGGACAGUCUGCCUCCCUCCUCAUCCUCUCCCCUGUAGUUUCUGAGUAGCAUUAUAGAUAGCAGGACGAAGGAGGAGGAUGGAGUAAUAGGACGGAGACAUUGGGACUGGACGCUCCUUUCCAGAGACGUCUGAGGAAGGCACGAGAGAGGGGGCGAACGGGAGCAGCUGCCACGCAUGUGCAUGCACACCAACAACCAAUCGGACACAUCUUUGUUUAUGUGUUGAGUUUCUGAUCAACAAGCGUUUUAAAGAGUGCUCAGCUUGGCAGACCGACCUCGGACCCCUGAAGGAGACGGAUAUGGAGAGAGAGUCGGAAUGUAUGGAGGAAAGGUUUGCCGAUUGCUUUUGGGACAAAGGAUGGACGGACCCCAGGACUUUGAGGUGAAGGGAGACAAAGUGAAGGUGGUUGCCUGUAAAUAUGUGCUAUAGCAACAUGGCUUGUAGUAACGUGAAGCACAAGAGGCAGAGCUGUAGGACAUUUAGUACAUCACUUAUACUUUAGCUUGGGCUUCAGCAAAGUGUCUCCUCCGGGGCCGAAGGAUGGAACCUUUUAGUCUUUUUUUUUUUUCUGUUUCUCUUUGUUUCGAUGUCUUUCUACUUUUUUAAUUCCCGGUGUAUAGUAUUUGAUGUCCCACCGUACGUCGACGGAGAUGCAUUGUGUACUGUACGUUGCACUAGUGUGGUAUGUUUGGGCCGUUUUAUUUUAUUUUCUUUUGGCCACCGGGUCAGCCUCACCUUCACACGAAAUAGCUGCACUUAAAUCUGUCACCACGGACGUCUGUUUGUCACUGAGGUGAAACACUGGAGAUGAACUGCUGGGUCACGGCGCUCCCUUCACUGCCCCGCCGUCAGCAGACGGUACAGCUGCCGGGAAACUGGUGAAGAGGGACUGACGCGACACACCUUCUCUGCUCGCUUUACUUUUCUAGGCUAGCUUUUGCGUUUCUACGUCGUAAAUCCCCUCUCUGUUGUCCAGGGGGGAAGCCCUUACUCCAAGCGACCUGUCACUCGUUGUGUAUAUAACCGUGCCAAACAAGUGUGUGGGGGAGGGGGGAGGGGCAUCAAGGAGUGCGUCAAAGGGUCCAAGUCGAGCUGAGCUACCUCUCAGUUCAGACGACGCCAGUUUGUACAUGCUUUGGUUUUUCUAAACUGUGUUUUACCUGAGAUGAAAACUGUCUAACCUUGCACCAAGAAGAAGAAGAAGAAGAAGAAGAAGUCAUGAGAAAUCCCACUUAGGGACAGUGUGACCUGGCAGAGCUUCGUCGGCUCCGAUGUUGUACAAAAUUAGUUGAUUUAUGUGUUGUAAAAUAAUCAAUGUUUGAAGUACAAAAAAAAAAAAAAUAGAAAAAAGAAAGAAAAACUUUUCUGAGAGAUGGGUGGCAGUUCUAACUUCAUGGUAGACAAAUCUGUUAAUAGAGUACGGAUAUAUAUUAUAUAAAUGCAAAUAUAUACUUUUUAUGUGCAGAUGUGGAUGUCACUUAUAGCAGCAACAUUAAUGAGAAAAGACAUGUACAAAACAAACAAAAAAAACUAAAAACAAAAA